GGGUGCGUCGCCACGGUGAGACGCGGCAGACACGCAGGACCAGAAUUGACCCCCCCUCCCCUUCCUGAGGUUGUUGUUGUCGUCGGAGCCGGCGGAGAGAGGGGAGGCGGGGUCGGCGGGAAGCGCACGGGCGUGUCCCGAGGGAGAGCUUGACAAAGAGCUUUGGCGCUCCAUCCAUGCGGAUGGACUGAUGACAGCACCUGCCGCUGGACAAAGACACGCGCGCGCGCGCCCUCGCAGCAUGGCCUCCGCGCCAUCCGCCCUCAGUGAGCACGAGGAGCUGCAAAGGAGGGCCGAUCGGCUGACAGAUGAGUCACUGGAGAGCACGCGCAGGAUGACGCAGCUCGUGGAGGAGAGCAAAGACGCCGGCAUCCGAGCUUUGGUCAUGUUGGAUGAACAAGGAGAGCAGUUGGAGCGCAUCGAAGAAGGUUUGGAUCAAAUCGACUCGGACAUGAAGGAAGCCGAGAAGAACCUGACCGACUUGGGAAAAUGCUGCGGCCUCUGCGCUUGCGACAAACUGAAGGCCUUUGAAGAAGGCGGGGGAUACGGGGCGGUUUGGGGCGGCGGCUCGGGCGCGGACGGAGCCGUGUCCGAUCAGCCGCCGUCGUCCCGGCUGGUGGACGAGCGCGAGCGGAUGAUCAUGAGCGGAGGAUACAUUACAAGGGUGACGCGGGACGCCCGCGAGGACGAGAUGAACGACAACCUGGCGCACGUGGGCAGCAUCGUGGGCAACCUGAGGUGCAUGGCGCUGGACAUGGGCCACGAGAUCGACUCGCAGAACGUCCAGAUAGAACGCGUUCGAAGCAAGGCCAUCCUGAACGUGACGCGCAUCGACACGGCCAACAAGAAAGCCAACAACCUCAUGAAAAGAUAGAAGAUGCUUCCUCGCCAUCCCGGAAUGCCGUCCUUCCCCAAAAGUGACCAAUAAAGUCCGAAAGUCAA
Molecule: messenger RNA, 942 nt
Organism: Hippocampus zosterae (dwarf seahorse)
Lineage: Eukaryota; Metazoa; Chordata; Actinopteri; Syngnathiformes; Syngnathidae
Product: SNARE_SNAP25N and SNARE_SNAP23C domain-containing protein
Exons: 8
Coding region: 191-874 (227 amino acids)
Biological process (GO): synaptic vesicle fusion to presynaptic active zone membrane; exocytosis; synaptic vesicle priming
Cellular component (GO): SNARE complex; plasma membrane
Molecular function (GO): SNAP receptor activity; syntaxin-1 binding; voltage-gated potassium channel activity
Source: RefSeq, a predicted model, not a curated record